Doryrhamphus excisus (bluestripe pipefish) is the source of this 3263-nucleotide messenger RNA. RefSeq names its product thrombospondin 4b (gene thbs4b). Gene Ontology annotation, biological process: cell adhesion. NCBI's taxonomy places the organism in Eukaryota, Metazoa, Chordata, Actinopteri, Syngnathiformes, Syngnathidae. Gene Ontology annotation, molecular function: calcium ion binding. The record is from RefSeq and is a predicted model, not a curated record. Gene Ontology annotation, cellular component: extracellular region.
CUCCUCUCUUGCACGUUCUUAUGCUCCCAAGAUUCCAUCGGUGAUGUCUGACUUGUGAGCAGGACCGGACGCAAAGUGCACACAGAGAAUAACCUCGGGACGACAUGGGCCUGCGGACAGCCUUGGUUCUGGCCCUGCUGCAGCUCUGCUCGCACGUGAGCGCUCAGGCUUUAGUGUAUGAUCUGCUCACCUCGCCUGACUGCCUGCCGGACCUGCUGCAGGGGGGUCUGGUCGAGCAGGGGGCCAACGAGGCUUUCAUCCUGGCUUCCUUCAAGUUGCAACCCAAGACCGGCACCACCGUGUUUGGCCUGUACAACCCUCGGGACAACAGCAAGUACUUUGAGUUCACCGUGAUGGGCAAACUCAACAAAGGCGUGCUCCGAUACCUGCGUAGCGACAAGAGAACGAGCUCCGUGACCUUCAACAAUCUGGUGCUGGCAGACGGCCAGGUCCACAAGCUGCUGUUCCACCUGAGGGGCCUUCAGCAGCCCGGCGUUCCAGGUGGGAUAGAUGUGCAUCUGGAUUGCAGGCUGGUGGAGACGGUUAGGGAUCUUCCCGCCGCUUUCCAGGGUCUGCCAGCCGGCUACGGCAUGGUGGAGCUGAAGACCAUGCUGACCAAAGAUGAGGAAGGCUUACAAGAGCUCAAACUGGUGGUCGGAGACACCUUUGAGAAUGUCGCUUCGCUGCAAGACUGUCAUUUCCAGCAAAGAGACUCCGUCCAAACUUUGGGAGUGAACACCAAGCAGCUAGCCAAUCAAAUGAUGGAGUUAACCAAGGUGGUAAACGAGCUGAAAGAUAUCCUCAUCCAGCAGGUCAAAGAGACCUCCUUCCUCACCAACACCAUCUCCGAGUGCCAAGCUUGCGGUCUGGGUGGAACCGAAGUGGUGAAACCAAAGUGCGGCCCGGGGGUGUGUUUCCGGGACGGCAUGUGCCGGGAGACGGCGGACGGCGUCGAAUGCGGCCCUUGUCCCGACGGCUUCACGGGGGAUGGCUUCAACUGCGACGACGUGGACGAGUGCCAAUUCAAGCCCUGCUUCCCCGGAGUGAAAUGUGUCAACACGGCGCCGGGCUUCCGAUGCGAUGCCUGCCCGCUGGGCUACACCGGCCUGCCAGUAGAGGGCGUAGGAGUGCUCUUCGCCCAGACCAACAAACAGGUGUGUGAUGACAUUGACGAAUGCAAAGGACCAAACAAUGGAGGCUGCGCCGCCAAUUCCAUCUGUCACAACUCUGCGGGCUCUUAUCACUGCGGCAGCUGCAAGACAGGCUUCACAGGAGACCAGGUGAAAGGCUGCAAGCCCGAGAUCAGCUGUGCUAACAGCCUGACCAACCCUUGUGACAUCAACGCUCAGUGUGCCGUGGAGAGGGACGGCUCCAUCUCCUGCCAGUGUGGAAUCGGAUGGGCCGGAAACGGAUUUCUAUGUGGGAAGGACACUGACAUUGAUGGAUAUCCUGAUGAGAAACUUAAAUGCAAGGACACUAAAUGUAAAAAGGAUAACUGCAUCUUCGUUCCAAACUCCGGCCAAGAGGACGCCGACAGAGACGGCCAAGGAGACGCUUGCGACGACGAUGCGGAUGGCGACGGCAUUCCGAACGAGCAGGACAACUGCUGGUUGACACCCAACGUGGACCAGAGGAACAGCGACAAGGACACGCAUGGAGAUGCCUGCGACAACUGCCGCAUGGUGGAGAACCCCGACCAGAGGGACACAGAUGGCGACGGCAAAGGGGACGCCUGCGAUGACGACAUGGACGGAGACGGCUUGAAGAACUUCCUGGACAACUGCCAGCUUAUCCAGAACCGAGACCAGUUGGACCGGGAUGGAGAUGGGGUGGGAGACGCCUGUGACAGCUGCCCAGACAUCCCCAACCCGAACCAGUCUGAUGUGGACAACGACCUCGUGGGUGACUCCUGUGACACAAACCAGGACAGCGAUGGAGACGGUCACCAGGACACCAAGGAUAAUUGCCCCUUCGUGAUCAACAGCUCCCAGCUGGACAGCGACAAAGACGGGCAGGGAGACGAGUGUGACGACGACGACGACAAUGACGGAAUCCCCGACACGAUUCCGCCCGGACCGGACAACUGCAGAUUGGUUCCGAACCCUGACCAGACAGACGACAACAAUGACGGCGUCGGAGACAUAUGCGAGACCGACUUUGAUCAGGACAAAAUCAUCGACCAGAUCGACAACUGCCCGGAGAACGCUGAAGUCACCUUGACGGACUUCAGGGCCUAUCAGACCGUGGUGCUGGACCCUGAGGGCGACGCUCAGAUUGAUCCUAACUGGGUCGUUCUGAACCAAGGAAUGGAAAUCGUUCAGACUAUGAACAGCGAUCCAGGUCUUGCUGUGGGCUACACAGCCUUCAGCGGCGUAGACUUCGAGGGGACGUUCCACGUAAACACGGUGACGGACGACGACUACGCCGGCUUCAUCUUCGGCUACCAGGACUCGUCGUCCUUCUACGUGGUGAUGUGGAAGCAGACGGAGCAGACGUACUGGCAGGCCACGCCCUUCAGAGCUGUGGCCGAGCCCGGCAUCCAACUCAAGGCCGUCAAAUCCAGAUCUGGCCCCGGGGAGCAUUUGAGGAAUUCUCUGUGGCACACCGGGGACACCCAAGACCAGGUGCGCCUCCUGUGGAAGGACCCCCGCAAUGUUGGCUGGAAGGACAAGGUGUCCUAUCGCUGGUACCUGCAGCACCGCCCACAGAUUGGAUAUAUCAGGGCUCGCUUCUAUGAGGGAUCCGACCUGGUGGCUGACUCGGGCGUGACCAUUGAUACCACCAUGAGGGGAGGACGACUCGGCGUGUUCUGCUUCUCCCAAGAAAAUAUCAUCUGGUCCAAUUUGAGAUACCGCUGUAACGACACCAUCCCUGAGGAUUUUCAAGAGUUCAGUGCUCAGCACGUCGACUCCCUCUAGACGUCACCAUGAAGAUGAAGAAAUAUGACUCCUCUGUGUAUGAGUGUGUAUGUGUGUGGCAAUUUGAGUGUACGACCAUGUUUUGCGUGUUUUUUUGCGUGUCAUUGUGUGUGUUUUUGCUGUGUACAUUUUCUGUGCAUUGAUGACCACCUGUUCCUGUACUGUAGUGAAUAACGCCACAUCGCAGAUCACAUGACGUUAUGAUGAGCAAUAGUUCACAUAAACAGCAAAAAAGUGGACACAACAGAAAAUAAUGUUCAUAAAUUUAUGUCCGUUGUACUGUAAUAGUAUCAUUCCGUACAUGUAUUUUUUAAAGUUUCAACAUGAUACGUUUCAUAAUAAACA